AUGUCGCCGGGUCCCAAGACCAACACAGUCCAUCUGGACGAGUACGAGCGGGAAGAUGAGAAAUACAGAGGCGUGGAUGCGCAUUCGGCGCAUGUCAAUCUGAAUCUCAACCUCGAAGGCCGUAUACAAAAUCCCCUCGCUGGUCUUCCGACCGUCUUUCUCCUGCGCGAAAUCGACGAGUUUGCCCGGAAGCGGGGCUUGAUGGAUGUGUUGCCGCUGUUGAGGAAAGGAGCAUUGGUUGCACGCGACCCCUCGAAUUAUGAAGAUAUUAGUGGAGACGAGGCGCUGGAUGAUGCGGAGAUUGAGGCCUUGAGAGACGAAGUGCUUCAUAAGUGGAGACAACCAAAGGCGCUGUAUUAUACGAUUAUAAUAUGCUCGAUUGGGGCUGCGGUACAGGGUUGGGAUCAGACAGGUUCCAAUGGCGCAAUGCUCAAGUUCCCAGAGUACUUUCAAAUCGACUCAACAUCCACACGCGAUUCAUUCUUAGUCGGCCUACUCAACGCAGCACCUUACAUAGGUUCGGCAUUCAUAGGAUGUUGGGUUGCUGACCCUCUGAACAACUAUUUUGGUCGUCGAGGGACGAUCUUUGUCACUGGAAACUUUUGCCUUUGGACUGUGCUUGGUUCAGCUUUCACAAAGACCUGGCCGCAGCUGCUUGUUUGCCGGAUUCUCCUGGGAAUUGGUAUGGGCGCGAAGGCUAGUACGGUACCAAUUUUCGCCGCGGAGAACAGUCCGGCGUCUAUUAGAGGAGCUUUGGUAAUGUCCUGGCAAAUGUGGACGGCCUUCGGAAUUCUGUUAGGCUUUGCAGCGAAUCUUGCUGUUGCGAAUGUACCAAAGAUAUUUUGGCGUCUCCAACUUGGAAGUGCUUUUAUACCAGCAGUCCCCCUGGUCCUAGGCGUAUAUUUUUGUCCUGAAUCUCCCAGAUGGUACAUGAAGAAAGGACGGUACCGCAAAGCUUUCACCUCUCUCCUCCGACUCCGCGCAAAUCCUAUCCAAGCAGCGAGGGACAUCAUUUACAUCAACUCGCAGCUGGAACUGGAAGCCGAGAUUAUCGGGAACAACACCUACACCCGGCGAUUUAUCGAGCUCUUCACCAUUCCCAGAUUACGUCGUUCUACGUUAGCAGCUUUCACUGUUAUGCUUGCGCAGCAGAUGUGCGGUGUUAACGUUAUUGCAUUCUAUUCCUCAACCCUAUUUGUGAAAGCUGGUGCUACCCCGAAUAGAGCGCUGUGGGCGAGUUUUGGAUUUGGGUUGAUUAACUUCAUCUUCGCAUGGCCUGCUAUUUGGACAAUCGAUACUUAUGGUCGUCGUAGUCUCCUGCUCUUCACAUUCCCGAAUAUGGCUUGGUCACUCUUGGCUGUGGGCUUGUGUUCGCUUAUUCCAUCAUCAAGUCCUGCUCAUGUGGGAUUAAUGGCCUUCUUUAUCUACGUCUUUGCGGCAUUUUACAGUCCGGGAGAAGGACCUGUCCCAUUUACAUACUCGGCCGAAGUGUUUCCUCUCUCGCAUCGUGAAGUGGGCAUGGGAUGGGCUGUAGCUACAAAUCUAUUCUGGGCAGCUGUUCUUGGUAUUACAUUGCCUAGAAUGCUCGACGCGUUCAGCAUAGUGGGUGCAUUCACAUUCUACGCUGGUUUAAACGUUAUCGCACUCUGCAUGAUCUUUCUUUGGGUGCCAGAAACCAAGCAGCGGACGCUCGAAGAAUUGGAUUAUGUAUUUGCAGUGCCUACGAGAGUUCACAUGCACUAUCAACUUACGACUGCUCUCCCAUGGUGGAUCAACCGCUACGUCCUUCUCCGCAAAGGUCCCGGUUUAGAACCCCUCUAUCACUUUGAAGGCACGUCCGGACGCACACCGAUCGAUCAGCUUUACGCCAACGAUCGUGCGAGACAGCGGUCAAAUUCAAACACAGCAACUGCAGAACAAUCACCUAUGACAGAAGCACAGGCGCCGCCACCCACGUACUCUAGCCGAGCGAGGAUGAACUUUUGA
This is a messenger RNA of Cadophora gregata, 1986 nucleotides long. RefSeq lists its product as uncharacterized. Gene Ontology annotation, cellular component: membrane. The coding region runs from base 1 to 1986 and encodes 661 amino acids. The record is from RefSeq and is a predicted model, not a curated record. Lineage: Eukaryota; Fungi; Ascomycota; Leotiomycetes; Helotiales; Ploettnerulaceae. The transcript is spliced from 11 exons. Gene Ontology annotation, biological process: transmembrane transport. Gene Ontology annotation, molecular function: myo-inositol:proton symporter activity.